CUAACCAAUCAAUUCUAAUUCUCUGGUUUAGCUUUUACGGAACAGUGGAAAAGAACCCAGGAAGAAAACGACGACGAACAUAGGCUGCUAAAGUCCUUCUGGCGGCUGCGAAAGCGAAGAACGUGGGCGAGAUAAACGAAAAGGCCUGUGUCAUCAUCUAGAAGAAGGUCUAUGUCCUCAUCCACAAAGGCAUGUGGCAGUGGCUCAAUCCAUUUGGGAACAACUUCGCCUCAAUCCAAAUUGGGGCUCACAAGAAUAAUGGUGCAUCUUACAAAAGAUGGCCCGAAUCAUUAAACCCGUCGUACUGCAUGGGCUGCACAAUGGACCUAAGGACUUAUCUUGGCAGAAAUGGUCUUGCUUUGCUUUGCUUUGCUUUGGGAGUCUGUUUAACUGCAUCUGUAGGGUUGAGGGGUGAAGCAUCUAACUUAGUUUCACCAAAUGGAAUUUCAUCUGUUGGUUGGGUUGAAGGUAUCGUGUUUCUCGGUCCUGGCUGAAACAGACAGACAAGCUGAUGACGGUUUUUGAGGAGAUAGGUGGAUAUCUAUAUUUAGGGUAAUAAUGUUAGACUAGUUGAAUUCAUUUCGUAUAUCCAUCUACCAUUUUCUUCCUCUUAUUGGAUUAUUGUAUAUAGUUUGGUCAUAUAAUGCACAUGAAUGAUAUAGUUGGAAUAAGAUUAUUUAAGUGCAUCAAACAGAAUCACAAUCCAAAUUCACGAUUCAUAUGGAAGAGUGUGGUUUAAUUAUCAAUCAUGCACAUAAUAAUGACCACUUGGG
This is a messenger RNA of Cuscuta epithymum, 773 nucleotides long. The record is from the annotation of a GenBank genome assembly. Lineage: Eukaryota; Viridiplantae; Streptophyta; Magnoliopsida; Solanales; Convolvulaceae.